AUGUUUAAAGUAUUUAUUGUUGAAGAUGUAAUUAAUCUAACUGUAUCAGAAUACUUUAAUGAUAACGAUAAUCUGUUUCGCAAACUGUCGAACAAAUACAUUAACAAGGUUAUACAAGGAAUAGGGUUGGUAUUGGCAAUAGAUGAGAACUUUUUAAGGUGUGAAUGCAAGAUUUUGCAAACAGAAGGAUCUGCACAUUACAAGAUCACCUUCAGAAUAUUGGUAUUUCACCCUUCUGUUAAUGAUACAUUCAAUGCAAGUUUUCUAUUGGAUUCUUUGAUGACAUUCAAGUUAUACCAAAAUUCAUGCCUCCAAAUUUUAAAUAGAUGGGUUGUAACUAAUGGUAGCAGUAAACAUGUGUUGAAGGAAAAUGACCUCGUAGUAUUUAAAACAUUAGAUGUAAUAUAUAAUAAAAAUAAAGAAGAUACAAAGUUAUACUCGAAUAGCUCAAAUCUGCCAGUUCUAGUAAUAAUCGGAACAAUUUCAGAGGAAAUAGAUACACAUUAA
Messenger RNA from Theileria annulata, 507 nucleotides. RefSeq lists its product as uncharacterized. The transcript has 5 exons. NCBI's taxonomy places the organism in Eukaryota, Apicomplexa, Aconoidasida, Piroplasmida, Theileriidae. The record is from RefSeq and is a predicted model, not a curated record. Bases 1 to 507 code for a protein of 168 amino acids.